CCUUCGGAAUUGGAACGUUAGAGCCCGUUUUAGUUCCAGCCGCUCUCCCGCCGGAUUCGAUGGAGCGCCCGCUCCGUUGAAGUUUGCCGGGCUUCUACGGGAGGUGUCCCCAGUCCAUCCGUGGCGGUUCGCGGGAGCAAUUAUUGGUGAUUGCUUCUAUUUUAAUUAUCUUGGGGUGAUGGGCGGCCAUGUAAAUUGAAUAAAUAAAUAAAUAAGAAAAAUUCGCCGGGCCAAUGAACUCGUUUUGGGUUUUUUUUUUCGGAAGAAGCCAGGGAUGAAAACAAUCUCGUUUUGCAAAUUGAAACGGGAAGGAAAAAACAAUCAGAAAAAAGCCCAGGUGAGCAGCCGGAGGCACCCGAGUUCAUGUUAGGUGCGGCUGGCUAGGACUUCCGCUGCGUGCCCUGCGAUCUCCAAUUUUGCUGCCUUGCUCUGCUUGCGGGAUGUAAGGAUGGAGGAGAAUCGAGGGCUGACGCCCCUUGCAGCAAACGCCGUGGCUUCUCCUGUGGGAAUGCCGAUUCUGGUCCUCCCGUGUUAGACGACCUGCCUGUUGGAAAGCUGAGCGUUUCCACCUUUAAGUUCUCGGAUGGUUUCCUCAAGUCCACCAGAUGAAUCCGUUUUCUUUCACAGAUCCUUAAUAUCUCCAUUUCAAGAAGGAUGAGUAUUUGCUGUUAUUGGUCUGCCCGGAACGUCUUUCUUGGUGUCAGAAUCCUCACUCUGAAGAAAUCUCUGUGUUUUGUAAGGAAAUGGAGGAAGGAACCUGUGACACGAUUCACCUGUGUUGAUGUUCAAAAUUGGUUGGGAUGCCAAACAGUGGCAAAGAUCCUCUUUGUGUGCUGCGGGAUUGAAGGAUUGUCUCGCGAGAUAAAGUGUGAAGGUGUAGCUAGUAAAGUUGCCAAGACAAACAUUGGAAGCCUUCUUAGUCAAGCAAGGCUUUCUUCAGUGGCUUUCCUUCGGCAUUUUGGAUUUGCCUUCUCUGUAAUUAUCCGAGGUUUCAUCUUGUUGUUGAAGUUUGGCCCUGUGAUCUGCUUUUAUCCUUUUACCUAUUUUUCUCCGGGCUUUGCCACACUCUGGCUCCAUGUUCUUCUUAAGAUUACAGAGUCCUCUGGUCCCACAUUCAUCAAACUGGGGCAGUGGGCAAGCACAAGGCGCGGCCUCUUUUCAGAAGAGUUUUGUGUCAAGUUCUCCAAGCUUCACAUCAAAGCGAUUCCUCACCCAUGGGAUUACACCAAAUGCUCUUUAGAGAAAGCAUUUGGGGAAGGCUGGGAGAAAAUAUUCAUGUUUGAAAGCAGAGAACCUAUUGGAUCUGGUUGUGUGGCCCAAGUAUACAAAGCUUAUGUAGACAGCUCCACUUUCACAGAGCCAGUGCUGAGUGAACUCUCAAAGACUUCUGUGUUGGAUUCUGCUUUGGAGGCCUGGCAGAUCUCAGGUCUUAAAGGACUUUUCAGAUGGUUCUGGUGGAGGAAGCAAAAAAACAUUUUGGAAGGUGACCAUCGACUGCUUCACAAAGAUGGUUUCUAUGAAAGUGUUGUACAGAAUUCCACCUCUGGAUGUUUAAGUACACCCUUAUCUUCCAAGGGGAACCAUUAUUUCCCAGUAGCCAUUAAGGUGCUGCAUCCUGGAUUAGUUCAGCAGGUCCAGAUGGAUUUAUUCCUCAUGAAAAUUGGCAGCCGAUUUAUUGAGCUUUUCCCUGGGAUCAGGUGGCUCAGUUUGACUGAAACUGUGGAGGAGUUUGAGAAGCUCAUGAUUCAGCAGAUUGACUUGCACUAUGAAGCAAGAAACCUAGAACACUUCCAUCUGAAUUUCCAGGAUAUAGAUUACGUGAGGUUUCCCCUUCCGCUUCACCCAUUUGUGACAGAAAAUAUCCUAGUGGAAACUUUUGAGGAGAGCAAACCCAUAUCCCAGUAUCUGCACACAGAAACCACAAUGGAACUACGGCAAAAAAUAGCCAAGAAGGUCAUGGAUAUGCUGCUAAAGAUGGUGUUUGUUGAUAACUUUGUCCAUGCUGAUCUGCAUCCUGGGAAUAUCCUGGUCCAGGGAGCAGAACACUUUGGUGAUCAUUCUAAAGAUGGGGCAGUCAUAGUGGAUCUGCUGGACACAUUAAUUUUAGAAUUACAACCCUCUCACUCACCACUCCAACUGGUGCUUCUGGAUGCAGGGAUUGUAGCUGAGUUGCAGGAUGCAGAUCUUGAGAAGUUCCGGGCAGUGUUCACUGCCGUUGUAUUAGGGCAGGGAGAGAAAGUGGCUGAAUUGAUUCUUUAUCACUCCAGAGCUAACCAGUGCAAGGAUGUGGAGAGAUUCAAGGCUGACAUGGCAGAGCUGGUGACAAGGGCCAGAAGCAAUACUGUUGCACUGGGGAAGCUCCAAGUUGCAACCUUAUUGUCCAGUGUUUUCAAGUUACUUAUGACACAUCAGGUAAAGCUGGAAAGCAACUUUGCUUGUGUGGUCUUUGCCAUUAUGGUUUUGGAAGGUCUUGGUCGCUCCCUAGACCCUGAACUGGAUCUCCUGAAGGCAGCUAAACCUCUUCUGAUCAACCCUCCAAAUUCAUAAGAACCCUCCCCUUAGUAAA
This is a messenger RNA of Python bivittatus (Burmese python), 2566 nucleotides long. It is a transcript of the gene ADCK2, whose product is annotated as aarF domain containing kinase 2. NCBI's taxonomy places the organism in Eukaryota, Metazoa, Chordata, Lepidosauria, Squamata, Pythonidae. The record is from RefSeq and is a predicted model, not a curated record. Gene Ontology annotation, cellular component: mitochondrion. Gene Ontology annotation, molecular function: ATP binding; protein kinase activity. Gene Ontology annotation, biological process: protein phosphorylation.